GGUGCGCCCACCCUUCCGGCCCAGAGUUCCAUCAGCUGCUUGCACCUUCCGCCCAGCGUCGGCUUUCCGCGCGACGGUCGCCAAAUUCCAUUUUCGCGUUGCCUUUGCGGUGCCCGAGCCCGCAAUGUCGGGCCCCAACGGGGACCUAAGCAUGCCGGUGGAUGUGGGCGCGGAAGGCGAGAAUGACAGCUUCGGGGAAGCAGAGUACGCUGCCAUCAACUCCAUGUUGGAUCAGAUCAACUCUUGUCUGGACCACCUGGAGGAGAAGAACGACCACCUCCAUGCCCGCCUCCAGGAGCUGCUGGAGUCUAAUCGGCAGACACGCCUGGAAUUCCAGCAACAACUCGGGGAGGCCCCUAGUGAUUCCAGCCCCUAGGUGCCGGGAGCCCCAAACGUCCCGGCCUCGCCUCUAUAGGCCAUGUUCUGGCCGGGGUAGAUACCACUUGGCUUAGACACCAUCUCAGGUACUGGCCUUCAGAUCCCCCAGUGGGUCUACCUGCCUGGACCAAGCCCCACUGCCCCAUCAUCCCUUCUGGAGCCAGGUGUGGUCCUACAACUCACUCACUCAUCCACCUGCCCAGCUCCGGUCUCUUUCCCCUCCACCCUGGAUUGAGUGUCCAUAUUAAAGAGAUCUCCCACAC
Molecule: messenger RNA, 641 nt
Organism: Microtus oregoni (creeping vole)
Lineage: Eukaryota; Metazoa; Chordata; Mammalia; Rodentia; Cricetidae
Gene: Bbln
Product: bublin coiled coil protein
Exons: 2
Coding region: 125-376 (83 amino acids)
Source: RefSeq, a predicted model, not a curated record